Messenger RNA from Trichobilharzia szidati, 861 nucleotides. Lineage: Eukaryota; Metazoa; Platyhelminthes; Trematoda; Strigeidida; Schistosomatidae. The record is from the annotation of a GenBank genome assembly.
AUGUCUUAUUCACUCGGUUUUUCAACACCAAAAUCAUCAGAUGGAACGUCCAUCGGAGAGUAUGGCCUCAUUUCAACACCAAAUAAUCUGUGCCAACUUAUAAGUCUUUACGAGAAUUUCCAUCAAUUGUCAAACAUUCCCAACUGUUCACUGACUAAUUUGAAAUUUCAAAGUCCAAAGACUAACAUUCAGUUGAAUAGCGACAGUGGUUAUAAAAGUUUUGAAAUUACUAAGAAAGAGCACACAUCUAAAUUGAAAUUUUCAAUUGACUCUAUUCUAUCAGAAUCAACCCCAUCAACAGCAUCAUUAUCAUCAACAUCAUCUCCAGCAUUGUUGCUGAAAUGUUUUGAUCCUGGUAGUAUAUUACAAAACAAUGAAAAUGUCUUUCCAUUCCCUGUAACCACGAACACUACACCUGUAGGUCGUCAUUACCAUCACCAUAAUCAAUUACAACAACAACAACAACGACAACAUUCUCCGUAUAACUUCCAGAUAAAAACUGAAAAUGACUAUUUGCCAAAUUAUGAACAAUCAUCUCCGAUUGAUUUAUCUGUUUUCAAUUGUAAACGACAAGUGAAUAGACCAGCGAGGAAUGUUACAAAAACAGGUGAACAGUAUAACUGUCGAUACUGUGGAAAGGCGUAUUCAGUGAAGUCGUCAAUAAGGUUACAUGAGGCUACACAUACUCUACCGUUUUACUGUCAGGACUGUGGUAAACGUUUUUCCCGUCCAUGGCUCCGUGACAUUCACCGAAGAACUCAUACAGGCGAAAAACCAUAUGAAUGCACAAUUUGUGGGCGACGUUUUGCUGAUCGUUCAAAUAUGCGCGCACACCAACGUGUUCAUCAGGAACGAGAGUAA